AUGCAUUUUUAUCAGGAGGAACAGACGCGUCCAUCCGACCUUUAUCUUGACACAAUCAACCGUGCUGUCCUUGACUUCGAUUUCGAAAAGGUCUGCUCCGUAUCUCUGUCAAAUAUCAACAUAUACGGCUGCCUGGUCUGCGGCAAAUAUUUCCAAGGCAGAGGUCGCAAGUCGUAUGCCUAUGCCCACUCCAUCCACGACGACCAUCACGUCUUCAUAAAUCUGGAGACUACCAAGGUUUAUGUUCUCCCAGAUGGAUACCUUGUAUCCGAUCCGUCCUUAGAGGACAUAUCAUACGUUUUGGCGCCAAAAUUCACCGCGCAGUCCAUUGCGAGUCUAUCAUCGCCGUCUCAUCUCCUCCGACCAUCCUACGAUCUCAAUCAUGAACCUUAUCUCUCCGGAUACGUUGGCCUGAAUAACAUCAAGCGAAAUGACCACAUGAACGUCAUUAUACAUUCCCUACUUCAUGUCCCACCUUUACGGGACUAUCUCCUGCUUUCAAACUUCCAUGGAAAGGAGCCUGAGCUUCUGAAGCGCUUUUCUGGUCUCGCCAAGAAGAUUUGGAACCCUCGCUUGUUCAAGAGUCAGGUCAGCCCCCAUGAAUUCCUGCAGGAAGUCAAUAGGGCCAGUUUGGGAAAGUUCCGCUUAGAACAACAAGGGGAUCCUGUCGAGUUUUUAGGCUGGCUAUUGAAUCGUCUUCAUAAGGAUCUCGGUGGCACAAAGAAGAAGGAUUCCAGCAUUAUCUUCAAGACGUUCCAGGGGGAACUGCGUUUGGAAACCCAACAGGUGGUGGUUCGCCCGGAUUCCGGUCUCAAAGAAAAGCCCAAAUUCGACAUAGAUCGCGAGCUCAAGACGACCGUCUCUCCCUUUCUGUUCCUUGCGGUGGACUUGCCUCCCCCUCCUCUCUUUCAAGACGCCGUCGAGAAGAAUAUUAUCCCGCAAGUCAGUAUACAUUCUGUCCUGGCCAAAUAUGACGGCAAAACAACCCAGGAAUCCGCGGGACAAUUACGACGGUACAAGUGCCAGCGAUUGCCACGGUACAUCAUUCUUCAUUUCAAACGCUUCACCAAAAACAUCUUCGUCGAAGAGAAGAACCCGACUAUUGUUAACUUCCCGCUGCGUGGCUUAGACUUCAAGGAGUAUGUUGACGCGCCUCCGGACAAUGCACCAACUGUAUACGAUCUGAUCGCCAACGUUGUGCUUGAAUCAGUCGCAGGCACGACACGAGACAAAGAAAACACCGUCUGGAAAGCCCACGUGCGAGCAGCAGGUGGUGGUGGAGAUGACGAGAAAUGGUUCACGAUUCAAGAUUUAAUCGUUGAAGAAACACGCAAAGAAAUGAUAUUCCUCGGGGAGACAGUCCUUCAGAUCUGGGAGCGAAGAACAGAGCGACAAUAA
Cyclocybe aegerita is the source of this 1398-nucleotide messenger RNA. Lineage: Eukaryota; Fungi; Basidiomycota; Agaricomycetes; Agaricales; Hemipholiotaceae. The record is from the annotation of a GenBank genome assembly.